Molecule: messenger RNA, 1518 nt
Organism: Parnassius mnemosyne (clouded apollo)
Lineage: Eukaryota; Metazoa; Arthropoda; Insecta; Lepidoptera; Papilionidae
Source: the annotation of a GenBank genome assembly
AUGUCUAGAAUAAGAGGAAUUGAUGCCAAAGUGCAAAAAAAUGUGUUUCAAAGUCAACAAAAGCGUAAAAACGCAUGUAAUGAGGCAAUUAAAAUAUUUAAAAAUGAAGAGCAUUGUUUUAAUAAGGAUGAUACAGAAAAACAACAGAUCAAUGAGUUGCUUCACAAUUUGCCAACCUUGGACAAAAUAUUUGAAGUCCAUCGCAAGAUUGGUGAAGGCACAUUCAGUUCCGUAUACUUGGGCUCAUUGCGGCGUCAUGCAAUACUUCCAGCUUCAGAGCGUCGCUGGUUUGCUAUCAAGCAUCUCGUGCCCACAGCCCACCCUGCCCGUAUUGAACACGAGUUGAAAUGUCUGCAAGAUAUGGGUGGAAAGAACAAUGUAAUAAGUGUGGACCUUUGUUUACGCCACUUUGAUACAAUAGUAUUUGUAAUGCCUUAUAUACCUCACAGGAAGUUUUCUGAAUAUUUUGGAGAAAUGGACGCAAGCGAGCUGCGGCAAUAUAUGCGCGCGCUGCUGGUAGCACUGCGACACGUGCACUCGUUUGGUGUCAUCCAUAGAGAUGUGAAGCCUAGCAAUUUUCUAUAUGAUAGGGAGAAUAGAAGGUAUUUACUGGUGGACUUCGGUUUAGCGCAACGAAUAUGCGUGGCGCCUGACGAGCCGCCCGUUCCCUUAAAUUCAAACAAGCGAGUGAGAGACGAAAUGGAGGAUGAUUCAACGCCAGGUGCAAAGAGAAUGGCAGUAGAUCUUACCGUGUGCCCGAAAAAUAUGGAUGUUAGUGAACCAAUUCCGAAAAGAUUAGCAUGUCCACCGAAGGUGCAAAUUCCGAAGGCAACGGCUGUCAAGGAGGUGGGGGGCGCGUGCUUGUGCCGUGGCGCGGCGGGCGCGUGCUGGGGGCGGGGCUGCGCCGCCUGGCCGGCCGCCCGCGCGCCGCGCGCCGGCACGCAGGGCUUCCGGCCGCCCGAGGUGCUGCUCAAGUGGGCGCGCCAGAGCGCCGCCGUCGACCUGUGGGCCGCCGGCGUCGUGCUCGCCACCGUGCUCGCCAACAGGUACCCGUUCUUCCGCGCGGCGGACGAUUAUUCUGCGUUAGCCGAGGUGGCCGAUCUACUGGGUACCGACGCCGUACAGCGUACUGCCGAGGCCCUGGGACGGCGCGUGAUGACGUCAAUGCGACGGCCCGGCCUUUGCCUUCGUAAGCUGAGCGCGCGCUUGCGCCGUGUGCCCCCCGCGCCCCCUGCAGUCGGCACGCCCCCUGCGCCCCCCGGGGCCCCCGCGCCCCCCGGGGCCCCCGCGCCCCCCGCACCCCCUGCGAGUAAGUGCGUCGGCUGCCAGCUCGCGCGCGACCUCUGCCUGUGUCCGGAUGAAAACGUACCGGCGAGCUCAUUCGAUCCCGACUUGGUGGUGGCCGGUUUCCCGGACAGUGCGUUCGCACUGGCAGCGCGCCUGCUCGAGCCCAACCCCAGCCUACGUAUCACAGCCGACGAAGCAUUGAAGCACCCUUUCUUGGCAACUGAAGACUGA